AUUUUUAUUUUUAAUGGGCUGCUUAUUUUUUAAGAAUGCUGUAGACAACUUACAACCUCCAAAAAAAUAGUUUUUUGAAUUUCAAAUGAAGGACAUUGAUGGAGUGGAUACUUCUUUAUCAAAAUUCAAAGGUAAAAAAGCUUAUAUUUGUGUCAAUGUUGCAUGUUCAUGUGGUUUAACAUCUAGUAAUUACAGUGAAUUAGUAGAAUUAUACAAAAAAUAUAGGUAUGUACUGCAUUAUUAUUAAAAGUUCACAAGGAUUAGAAAUUUUAGGUUUUCCUUGUAAUUAAUUCAUGAAUUAAGAAUCUAAACCUGAACCCGAAAUUAAAGAAUAUGUAAUCUAAAAAUACGGAGUUUCAUUCCCAUUAUUUUAGUAAUAUAUUGCAGCAUAUUUAGAAAAAUUGAAGUAAAUGGACCAAAUACUCAUGAAUUAUAUUAAUAUUUGAGAUUAAAUUCGAAUAACUUAAGAGUUAAUGAAUCCUAAGCUCGAUAAGUACCUUGGAAUUUUGGAAAGUUUUUGCUUGAUGGUCAAGGAAAUGUCGUUGCUUUUUUUCAGCCAACUCAAAAGCCAAAUGAAAUGAUGCCAUAAAUAGAAAAAUUGCUAAGUUAAUGA
Messenger RNA from Paramecium sonneborni, 613 nucleotides. Lineage: Eukaryota; Ciliophora; Oligohymenophorea; Peniculida; Parameciidae. The record is from the annotation of a GenBank genome assembly.